This is a messenger RNA of Acyrthosiphon pisum (pea aphid), 2202 nucleotides long. RefSeq names its product esterase E4. Bases 148 to 1830 code for a protein of 560 amino acids. NCBI's taxonomy places the organism in Eukaryota, Metazoa, Arthropoda, Insecta, Hemiptera, Aphididae. The record is from RefSeq and is a predicted model, not a curated record. The transcript is spliced from 11 exons.
CUCGUGAGCUAUUCAUAUUUGGUUUAAUUUGAAUAUAAAUGUUGUAUCCACCGUUAUUUCUAUAGGUAGUACACCAGUACACAGACCACAUUAAUAUUACUUUGUCAAUGCAAAUAUUAAUCCCAAGUGAUAUUCUUUGAAAUAAAUAUGGAGGAGAUAUUUGUUAUUCUUACGUUACUUUUCGGUUUCGUAUUUGGUGCGGAUGAAGUGUUACAAUUAAAUCAAGGAAAGUUGACUGGUAGCAGUUUGAAAACAAGAAAUGGACGAGAAUUCAAAGCGUUUCAGGGAAUACCCUACGCCAAACCACCAACGGGAGAUCUUAGGUUUAAGGAUCCAGUACCAGCAGAUCCGUGGAUAGGUGUUUUAAAUGCUACUACCGAGCCACAAGUGUGUAUUCAGAGGAACUUGUUUUAUUAUCAACAAGCAGAUAUCCUUGUCGGUGCAGAGGACUGUCUUUAUCUCAAUGUGUACACUCCAAAAAUACCAAAAAAGGGUGAUAGAAAAUUACUUCCAGUCAUGUUUUGGAUUGCCGGUGGAGGUUAUUUUUCUGGUUCGGGAGGUUUAAGUUUAUAUGGUCCUCAAUAUUUGUUAGACAAGGAUAUAGUUCUAGUUACCAUAAAUUAUAGACUUGGAAUUCUAGGUUUUCUAAGUACUGAAAACGAUGACUUGCCGGGUAAUUAUGGUAUGAAAGACCAAGUCUUAGCACUACAGUGGGUAAAAAAAAAUAUUGAUAAAUUUGGUGGAAAUCGAAGAAAAGUUACAUUAUUUGGACAAAGUGCAGGAAGUGCUUCCGUUGGUUUACAUUUGUUAUCAAAAAUGAGCAAAGGGUUGUUUCACAAAGCAAUAAUGGAAAGUGCCACGCCAUUAAACCUUUGGGGCGUAUCCCCACCGGGGUGGGCCGAACGAAGAGCUUCUGCUAUUUCAACUAUUGCUGGAUGCCCCGAAGAACCAAGACAGAUGAUUAAAUGUUUAAAACAAGUUCCUGCCAAAGUUUUAGUGAACUUAUAUAACAAUUUAUUUGAGUGGAGAAAUUAUCCAAUAAUUAAUUUCAUGCCUGUUGCUGAAAAUUGUAAUAGAAAAAAAGAAUCGUUUUUAUGUAAAUAUCCUUUACUGGACUUUAAACAAAUAUCAAAAGUUCCAGUUUUAAUGGGAAUGAACUCUGGAGAGGGGGGUAUUUUUGCCUCUAGAAUGUAUAACGCAACUGAUCUUGUAUAUACUGAAUUGAAAGAUGAUUUUGAUCAUUACGUAUCGUCAUUUUUAGAGUAUAGAUAUACGACAAAGUAUUCAGAUAUUCCAAUAAUUGGCGACAAGAUAUUUCAACGAUAUUUCCCCGACGGUACUUUGAAUGAUCCAUUGAAUGCUGUCAAAAUGAUUUCUGGCGGUUUAUUUUUACAUGGUAUCUUUAAAAUGGCAAUUGAGUUAUCACGACCGGUAUAUUAUUACAUAUACGAUCAUUUGAACUAUGUAUCGUUUAAUUCGGUAUAUGGACCAUAUCCAUUUCCAAAAAAAUUAGGGGUAACGCACGCUGACGAAGUAACCAGUUUGUUUUAUACAACUGAACGUGGUGACCUACAGGGAGAGGACCUCAGUGUAUCAAAUCUUAUGGUGAACAUAUGGACAAAUUUCGCAUCUGCCAACGACAUGACCAUUGACGGUAAAGUAGAUGGAGAAAAAUGGCCUACAUUUGAUACAAAAAAAUAUGAAUUUGUUUUGAUCAAUACAAGUAUUCCUUUGAUUAAGGAGAAACCAUACGUUGACGAGUAUGAGUUUUGGAAUAGUUUGCCACUUUUAUCUGGAUUGAACGAAAACCGAGGAACAGUUAAAAAUUAACUUUGAUUAUGUAUUUAUUCUCAAAUAUAUACUAAACAUAUAAUUAGAUAGUUUGGGUACCUAGGUAUUAAGUUAUUUGUUACUCGGGUAGAAACAAUAUAUUAAUUUAUUAUCAUAUAAACUCAUUGUAAUAGUUUGUAUAGAUUGCCGAAUGCUUAAUAUGUCAAAUAAAAAUAUUUAAAAAAAAUUAUGUAAGGUAACCUAGGUAAUUAAUUUAUUUUUUUAAUAAAUUUUGACUGUGUUGAUAUUUUUGUUGUGUUAAUUAUUUUAAUCUAUUUUUUUUUAAAUUAGUAAUAGUAUGUAAAUCACAUAAAGAGUGAAUGUGUAUUUCUAAUUUUUAAUUUAUUAAUUAUAAAAAACAAUUCUAUUGAA